AUGAUGUUCAUCCUACCAGGGCUCGUUAUAGCGUGCUUCUGUACAGGAAAUGGCGAGGCAAGUCAGGUGUCCGAAAUAAUGAUCGACGAACUCCUGUCAUCCUACAACAAGACGGUCCGUCCUGAUUCUUUGCUAGGGAAACCUACUACUAUCCAGGCUCAGUUCCAUGUCAACUCUAUUACGUCAAUCAGCGAUAAAACCAUGGAUUACAAUAUUGAUAUCUUCUUUCGACAAAAAUGGCGCGACCACCGCUUGGCUUUCAACAAAUCUUACGGCGACUCAGUAUCCCUUGGAUUUCAUCGGAUGAACCAGAUGUGGAGGCCAGAUACCGUGUUCCUCAACGCCAAGAGUGGAUACCAUCAUCACCUGACCGUCCCGAAUGAUCUGCUAACUCUGCAUCCUGAUGGCGUGUUAUUGAUAAGUCAGAGACUCUCCCUGAUACUAUCAUGCAACAUGCAUCUAUACUACUACCCGAUGGAUAAUCAAAGAUGCAGUGUCGUAAUUGGAAGUUUUGGCUACUCGUCCAGAGACCUCAUGUACGAUUUCAUGUCCGAUAACUCCAUCACUUACGAGGAAGACAUGCUGCUGCCGGAAUUCAUCAUCGAUAAGGAGCACGUGGAGCAACAUGCAGAACUUAUUCUGUACUCAACAGGAAAUUUCAGCGUUCUACGUUUCGUCUUCCCGAUGGAGCGUGAUAUCGGCACCUACAUCAUUCAGACCUACAUCCCAAGUAUCCUGAUCGUCGUUCUUUCUUGGGUAAACUUCUGGCUGGAUAUCAACGCAACGCCUGCGAGGAUUUCCCUCGGCCUCAUCACGGUGCUGACUAUCACGACCCAGAGCUCUGGUCUCCACACCCGGCUGCCCAAGGUCUCCUACAUCAAGGCUAUUGAUGUGUGGAUGUCGACGUGUUUAGUUUUCGUCUUCGGCGCGCUGUUGGAGUUUGCGGUGGCAAAUGUAAUGACAAGGAAGAUAGAGAAGAAGGCGAAGAAAAAGGCGGCUGCAUUUGAUCAUGUCCUGGCGAAUCCAUCCGUUCUUACUGCGGGGAAUCUCAGAAAAAACGAUAAUGGUAAUCUUUCGCGGGUUGAUACUGAUGUCGAAAUGGCCGACAGUCAAACUUAUCAAAGAAGAGACAAAUUCAGAUUUCCCCCGAAGAACAACAAGGCUAAGACACCUGCCGAAAAAUUUGUUGAAAAUAAGUAA
Lineus longissimus is the source of this 1200-nucleotide messenger RNA. RefSeq names its product glycine receptor subunit alpha-2-like. The transcript has 10 exons. The coding region runs from base 1 to 1200 and encodes 399 amino acids. Gene Ontology annotation, cellular component: synapse; plasma membrane; neuron projection. The record is from RefSeq and is a predicted model, not a curated record. Gene Ontology annotation, molecular function: chloride channel activity; transmitter-gated monoatomic ion channel activity involved in regulation of postsynaptic membrane potential; excitatory extracellular ligand-gated monoatomic ion channel activity. NCBI's taxonomy places the organism in Eukaryota, Metazoa, Nemertea, Pilidiophora, Heteronemertea, Lineidae. Gene Ontology annotation, biological process: signal transduction; regulation of membrane potential; chemical synaptic transmission.